Lethenteron reissneri (Far Eastern brook lamprey) is the source of this 1752-nucleotide messenger RNA. Its product is annotated as cytosolic Fe-S cluster assembly factor NUBP2-like. Gene Ontology annotation, molecular function: ATP-dependent FeS chaperone activity; ATP binding; 4 iron, 4 sulfur cluster binding. Lineage: Eukaryota; Metazoa; Chordata; Hyperoartia; Petromyzontiformes; Petromyzontidae. Gene Ontology annotation, biological process: iron-sulfur cluster assembly. The record is from RefSeq and is a predicted model, not a curated record. Gene Ontology annotation, cellular component: cytosol.
CGUGACUUUACCGAAAGAACCAAGAAGAUGAAUCCCUGCAGUCACGAAAGCUUUAAAAUUAUUUUAUUAUGUUUUAUUUUUAUUAUUUUAUUACUUCCCUUCUACGUGACUUUACCGAAAGAACCAAGAAGAUGAAUCCCUGCAGUCACGAAAGCUUUAAAAUAAUUUUAUUAUGUUUUAUUUUUAUUAUUUUAUUACUUCCCUUCUACGUGAUGACUUUACCGCAAGAACCAAGAAGAUGAAUCUAAUCUCGAUUGCCAUGGCAACCACCACCAAGCCCCUACCCAAGAUGGCUUCCUCAACGACUACGGAAGCCGCUCACAACCAAAACGCCCCCCACCCCUCCCCCCAGCGCUCGCGGUUCCGCGAUUGUGAAAUACGAGACGCAUGGAGGCUCACGUGGACGACAGCGGCCGGGGGGACACGGUGGCGGGGCGUGACGAGGGAGGCCUCUCCGGGGUGAGGUCCGUGGUGCUGGUGCUCUCCGGCAAAGGCGGAGUGGGCAAGAGUACCGUGAGCACGCAGCUGGCGCUGGCGCUGCGCAACGCCGGGCAGAAGGUGGGGCUGCUGGACGUGGACCUGUGCGGCCCCAGCGUGCCGCGCAUGUUGGGCCUGCAGGGCCGCGCCGUGCACCAGUGCGCCGCCGGGUGGCUGCCCGUGUACGCGGACGCCGGGCGCCGUCUCGCCGUCAUGUCCGUGAGCUUCCUGCUGGCGCAGGCCGACGACGCCGUCGUGUGGAGAGGCCCCAAGAAGAACGCAAUGAUCAAGCAGUUUGUGAGCGACGUGCUGUGGGGAGAGCUGGACUUCCUGCUCGUGGACACCCCGCCUGGAACGUCGGACGAGCACAUGGCCGUGCUGGAGAGCCUGCGCGGCCGCUCACCCGCUGGAGCCUUGCUCGUCACCACGCCACAGGAGGUGUCGGUGGGCGACGUGAGGAGGGAGCUGACGUGCAGUAAGACGGGGCUCAAGGUGCUGGGCAUCAUCGAGAACAUGAGUGGCUUCGUGUGCCCCCAUUGCUCCGAGUGCAGCAACGUGUUCUCCAAGGGCGGCGGGGAGGCGCUGGCCGACGAAUUCAAGGUCCCCUUCCUGGGCUGCGUGCCGGUGGAGCUGCAGCUGGCGCGGUGCGGUGAGGACGGCCGCUCCCUGCUGGAGGCCUCGCCGGAGAGCGGCGCUCACCAGAUCCUGCAGGCCAUCGCCCAGCGACUCAUCAUUGACCACGGCGGUGACGGCGGCGGUGUUACGGCGAGUGUGGCCGUGCCGUGACCGUCUGGCGAUGCAAACUUGCUGCCCCCCUCCCCCCCUGAUUCCUCCACCUCUUUCCAUCUUCGGGGUGCCGCGUUGGCAAGAUCUUAACUACCUCGCCGGGUAUGGAGGAGGUCGUGGGUUCGAUUGCGAUCCAUACAAUGCCUCUCUUCUUCCCAUGGUCGCGUGGACUUUUCUCCGGGUCCUCCGGUUUUUCCUCUCCACUUUUACAAUCGACAUCGCCACGCGUUUAGAGUAUUUGGCUGCAAUGCAUUUCCCACGUGACGAUGUUGAGCCACUUCAGCGGGCUGUCAUUUGUGGCGGCCAGGCUACACAGCUCAGCGGAGCCUUACCUGGUUAAAAAAAUAAACAUUUGUUUCGCAGUAGCAACUCGGAGAAUUGAAAUCAUUGGUUCGAUCGUCACGCGACUAACAUUGUCGCUGUUGUGCGCUAAGCGGGGGUGGGACCAGGUGAUCGCUUGAAGGCGUCCCUAAGAAGUAGCUCUACGAG